Molecule: messenger RNA, 4609 nt
Organism: Gasterosteus aculeatus aculeatus (three-spined stickleback)
Lineage: Eukaryota; Metazoa; Chordata; Actinopteri; Perciformes; Gasterosteidae
Gene: paqr9
Product: progestin and adipoQ receptor family member 9
Cellular component (GO): membrane
Molecular function (GO): signaling receptor activity
Source: RefSeq, a predicted model, not a curated record
GGGUUUUAUAACCGUGGAGUUUUAUUCUCAAACAUAUAACCGGAAGUGUUUUUUUCGCAUGCGUAACUUGACGCUGGUUCCUAAUAAAAUAGUCUCCGGUUCUCCUCGGUGUUUUGCUGAAAUGCCGGUUGGCUUCAAAGUUACAGUGCUAAAGACUCGCGGCACGGUGCUGACCUUCACAGAAUGUAUUUAAACCUGCGUUGAAGGACCGAAAAGCGGCACACUUAAAUGUUUUGCCUUUCGGACCCUGGGGAUUUCGAAUUGUCAGCAGCGCAUUGCAACGGAAUGAGAGCUAAAUACAGUGGAAGUCGGACAUAGACCGGGAACAACGGAAUGAGGAGAAGCCGGCUGCCGCCCGUAGUGCUGCACGCCAGCAUGACCUACUUACCACAAAGCUUAACGGACGUGUCUGGGACAUCUCGGCGGCUGUAUGGAUACAUUGGACAGUAACUGACGAGUUGUUCAACCAUAUAAUGCUGUUAAAUUUGCUGCUUCAGAACUCUCCACAAGCCACGUAAGUCAAAUGUGCAGGCAAAACCAUCUACGCAUAAUGAUCUAUGCAACGGAAGGGAACCAAAUAUAAUGCAUGCCGGAUGUUUGUUCUGGCUUUUACAACGCUGGUGGUUUUCCAAAAGGAAAAAUGAACCAAGCAGUUGGCCAAAGUAUUCUGGAUACUACACUCUGCCCUGCCAUCUUCGCUCUGUAUACACCAGCUCUGCUCUUUUGAUUGGCCCACAGCUGUCUGAGCCCACUUUAGGGCCGGGAUCGAAGGUCCAAAGAAGAGCAGGACAGAAAGGUCUUUUUGAGCCUGCGGAUGCCUUAUGUAGAUAAGUACUCAUUAGCUCAUUAGCUGGAGACUGCAUUAGCUGGAGACUGAAUGGUAAUCACUUACUAUGCUGUGAUUAGAGAAGAAAUCUCCAGCAAUAAACGCUCUAGUACUGUUUGAAAAGACUGAUUCAAAAUACAUUUGACUGUCAAUAAACAAAACAUUAUGCUUCUGAACUUUGGCCAACCGUUACCUCUUCUGAGGCAUACGGAUGUGCCACCGCGUGUCUUAGAAAACUACAUCCUGACUGGCUACCGGUUCCCAAACUACAGCCUGAGGGAUUGCUUACUAUCGGCAAUCAGGCCCACCAAUGAAACAGGCAACUUCUGGACACACUUCCUCCCACUUUUUAUUUUUUUGUACUACUUUAUGGAGGUGUUUGGUUGGGAAGGUGCGCCACAUGGUGCUUCCCCAUUCUUCUAUCCAUUAUGGAACUACUUCAUCGGGGUGUUCUGUCUGUUAAUGGCUAGCAGCAUGGCCCAUCUGCUGAACUCAAUGUCUUUGGUGGUAAGAGAAGUCUGCUUCUUUGUGGAUUACGGCACUAUCAGUUCUUACACCGUUGGUUCAUCGUUGGCAUACUACUACUACAUCCACCCUCGGGCAGGAAUAAAAGAUUCAGGAGGCCAAAAUGGCUCCCAAAUGGACAUGAAAAUUGAACCUGCAAGAUCUCUUAAAUCAUUUUAUGUAAUCCCAGAUUUCGGUGUGUUAUUUGAGACCUUGUACAUUCCGACCGCAUGCGUUGUAGCAAUCCUUUGCGUCUUAUCUUGCUGCAACACUCGGCACAGAUGGAGGCGUCAUCGAUAUGUCAUCCGAACAUUUGUUUUUCUCUUCCCGUUCCUCAUUUCCUCCACGCCAGUCUUCUAUCGCCUCCUUACCAGAUCCCCUUACUCUACCACCUCCUCCUCUUUUGAAAUUUCCACCUCCACAGCCGGCUUCUUCUAUCGCCACUGCCUCUGGCUGCUGGUGUCGGCCGUCUUCAAUAUCAGCAAGUUCCCCGAGAGGCUAUCUCCAGGCAGUUUCGACAUCUGGGGGCACAGCCACCAGUGGUUCCACUGUUGCACAUUUUUGUCAAUCCUCGACGAACUUCACAUGAUCAAAACCGAGGUGAGGGCUAUCCUGCUCAGCCAGACUCUGCUCCUGCCACCUGCUAUCCUCUCCCGCCUACCAGGACCUACCAUAGCUUCAACCUAUGGGGUAAUGCUACUCCUCCAGACCACCAUCGUCUCCAUCAUCGUGUGCUUCUCCUGGCAUGCUAACAGCAUUUACGGACCUGAGAGAGACCAGCUUGCAAAGGAACACUCCAAGAAGCCCCUAAAAUGCCACUGAUCACAAAGACUUCCAUUUUUCUUUUAGAAUACCAACUGUGAAGGAUGAUUUGCAAACGCACAGCCAUGCCACAAAGUAAUAGUAAUAUUUCCCUCAUAAUUUCCUGCAUAUGUUGCAAUCUCUUCAAUAGCUUGAUUUCAAGCUUUUAUGAGCAUACAUCUGGGAUGAGAUGAAGGGAUUAUACUCUGAGCUGACCAUAGGGUGGCUGUCUGGUUGAGGGGAUAUUGAUAGACCCAGGAUGUCUGAGCAGUGGAGAUAAUAAUUACUUUCCAAGGCCCGUACACUUGAGGACAUUAAAAGGGUGUUACGUGUGUAAAAGUAAAUUUAAAAAAGAAAAUUUAGCUAAUAUGGCUUGAAUGUAAACGUGAGCAUUUAUAGAAGUUGAUAUCUGAUCAAAUAUUUCCUACUUCUCCACUUCCCCUUUCUCUACUGACCUUACUCUUGAAUGCCCCCCCCCCCCUGAAAUGACUUCCCCUAUCUAUAUAUUUUAAAGAACAAAAACAAAUCUCCGCCCCUCACCCCAUUCCCUGUCAGCUGAACCGUUCGCCCAACUACUACUACUACUACUACUCCCCCCGUCUGCCGAACUGUUCACCUGACUACAACCCCCCUGAAGUCGUAAACCAUGGGGAAACACUGCCUUCUAUUGCUCUUGACGCUCACGCGUUUCAUUUCCUCUUUCCAAGGAAGGGAGGAAGUGUGUUGGCCUGCCUUGAUACUGCAACAGAAAUAGCUCAGAGCUCAUAUCACUUGUACAGUAAAGCCUUGUACCUUUUGAAUUUCGUUGGGUUAGUUCCUCAUAAAAUGUGUUAUCACAGUUUAAAUUCUCUAGUUCAGAUAACAUGUCAUCAAAAUCUCAUGUUUGCUAAUCAGUAUAAAAAGCAUACAGGACCUACGGGUGUAUGGUUUGGAACACAUAACAGUUCCAGUUUGAAGGCCUGCUUUGUGAUAGAUCAAAAAGAUUAAUGAAAGGGCUACGAAAGCCAAUGUUUUGCUAUAUGUCGUGUGAUGUAGAACAACCUCUUCAAGCUAAAGCCAUACUUUGGAAAGCAGGUAUUUCAAAUAAGUGAUAUUGUACUGUUGUACUACAGUAGGGGGGACUCCGUUUUUGACAGAGGCCAGUGGGAAUACCCUUCAAUGGUAGGGAAAGCACUGAUAUAUUUUAUAGAAUUUUGCCACCAGACAGUUUCUUUUUUGUGUCGUACAUAGCCAUGUUUGGGUUUGGUAGUUUUAAAUUCAAAUGAUUUUUCUCCCUGAGCGCAUUUCAAUAACAAUACGAUAAACUAGUUUUGUACAAGAAACAAGAAAGUGCAAUUUCAUCAAAUAAGCCGAUUUAGCAAGUGUUGCUUUUUAAUGUAGUUAAAUAUGUUCCUUUUUGUAAGCACGGAUCGCCAAUUAGCACUACCAAGUUUUCAGCUAGCUCCCACGGUCGACCGCAUGCAUGGUGACCCGAUUUGAUUUUUUUUCUUUUUUCAAUAGCUCGGCAAUCAACUGGUCGAUCGCGAUCGAAAGAUUGGUCACCACUGGUCUAAACCAUACUUGUUUCCAUGUUUCCAAUGAAAUGCGUUACUGGCUGAUCAAAACAAAAUCAACCUGAACAAGACACUUAGUGCUGCUGUAUACCCGAGCCAGACCUCUCUGAUGAGGGAAGAGGAAUGGAUUUCUAUAGAGAAUUAGAUAUUCCUCUCUUUAGUUAGUUAAUUUACACACUGAUUUCUCUGUUUCUUUCCGUGUCUUUUUUUGUUUCUGUCAUGUCAAACUGUCUGUCUCUAAAUGAGUUGCAUCUUCAACUUUAACUCACAUAUUGCAUUGAUACGUUGAACUCAUGUUGGUCAAUGUCAGAUAUGUAAAAUUUUCCAAUUACCACUGUAUUAGUUCUACUUGUUUCUGCACAAUAACUUGUUUUUAAAUUAAAUUGUUUGAGAGAUUAGACCUGCGUUUUUUAUGACACCAGCAUUUGUGCAAAAGGAUCAGAUUUUGGAGGGGUUGUCAAAAUCAUGCUGUUGUGGUGCACUAAACUUUUUUCAAAGCUACUCAAAAUGUUUUAGGGAGCCUUGCAGUAGUGUAUUACAUCAAAACGUUUCAGGUGUAAGUUGUGCUAAUGAAUGGCCCAAAUCAUUGGAGGACAAUGCAUGCACUUUUGUUAUAUCUCAAUGGAGCUAUGGCAUUGAGAAGAAACACCGUUGAGUUAUGGAUCUCGUCCUGUCCUCCGUUUAAAUGCCAGACAUGAAUAUAUUAAUAUUAAGGAUGUGUAUAUCAAUGUUAAAUGUGCACACUGCUGUAUCCAAUCCAGUCAAGUACUUGGGGUUGACUGAGGAAUGACACAAAUCUAUUUAAUGAUUUAAACAUGCAUUUAAAUUAUACAUUACUGGAGGAUGAUUAUCAAAUCAGUUUGUUAAUUCAUAAGUGAAAUGUCAAUAAUGUUGACUUUAUUGAAUAAAUUAAUCCGAAUUAUUA